Messenger RNA from Peniophora sp. CBMAI 1063, 597 nucleotides. The record is from the annotation of a GenBank genome assembly. NCBI's taxonomy places the organism in Eukaryota, Fungi, Basidiomycota, Agaricomycetes, Russulales, Peniophoraceae.
AUGAUGUCUGCGUCUGAGGCAAACGGCGAAGCGGGGACGCCGUUUGAGCGUUUUAAUGCAGAAACUGUACGCUUGAAGCGCGUAUACCAGCAUUAUCUGGACCGCGUCGUUCCACACGUCGUCGAGCGCUGGCUUGGAGCUGCGGUGUUGCUUGCAUUAUUUGAGCUCAGGAUCGUGGUAUCACAAGGCUGGUACAUUGUAUGCUAUGCGCAUGCCAUCUACUUGUUGAACUUGCUGCUCGCCUUCCUCCAACCAAAAUUCGACCCUUCGCUGCAAGAUGACUUGAUGGCCGAUGAGCUGGAAGGUGGCGGCGACCAACCAACAUCCCCUCUCCCCAGUACUCGUGACGACGAGUUCCGUCCCUUCGUCCGCCGCCUGCCUGAAUGGCAGUUCUGGUUAAGCGUGACGCGCGCCACGAUCAUCUGCACUUUCCUCACCGUGAGCCAAGUGUUCGAUGUACCGGUUUACUGGCCGAUCCUGGUCCUCUACUUCUGCGUGCUCUUCGUUCUCACUAUGCGCAGGCAAAUACAACACAUGAUCAAGUACCGCUAUGUCCCAUUCGACUGGGGUCGAAAGACUCGCUACGGUGGCCACUAG